This is a messenger RNA of Asparagus officinalis (garden asparagus), 1470 nucleotides long. RefSeq lists its product as uncharacterized. Bases 1 to 1470 code for a protein of 489 amino acids. The record is from RefSeq and is a predicted model, not a curated record. The transcript has a single exon. NCBI's taxonomy places the organism in Eukaryota, Viridiplantae, Streptophyta, Magnoliopsida, Asparagales, Asparagaceae. Gene Ontology annotation, molecular function: zinc ion binding.
AUGCCUGAAGUUAGAGCUGAACUUGAUCUAAAUGCAAGUCAGAUAUUUCAAAGGGUAUAUGAUAUGCGGGGCAUUAAGAUAUCUAAAUAUAAGGCAUAUGAUGCAAGGAGGAAAGCGUUGUCGAAAAUAUUUGGAGAUUGGGAAAAAUCUUAUGAAUUACUUCCACAGUAUCUUGAAGUUAUCAAGCGAAAUAAUCCGGGUACUGAAUAUGAAAUAUUGUCUGAAGAGAUUGCACCGGGGAUGGAGAGGUUCACACGAGUAUUUUGGGCAUUUGGUCCGGCUAUUAAGGGCUUCACUUUUUGUCAUCCGUUAUUAAGCAUUGACGGUACACAUCUAUAUGGCAAGUACAAAGGCGUGCUUCUUGUGGCGACCGGUAUAGAUGCAAAUGGCGGUUUAUUUCCUCUAGCAUUUGCAGUUGUGGAGGUAGAGGAUACUUCUAGUUGGAAGUGGUUCUUUGAACUUAUAUACAAGUGGAUUCCUAGUGUCCGUGCGCCUAGAUUAAUUACUUUUAUCUCGGAUAGGAUGAAAGGAAUUAUAAGGGCAUUACAUAAGGGUUUUGGUGCACCACAUCACCAUCGAUAUUGUUUGAGGCAUAUAAGAGAUAAUUUCAAGAAAAAACACGGUGAGAUUAAUUUGCAAAAUCUUUUGUGGCAAGCUGGGUGUGCAACCGAUACAUUAGUGUAUGAACAUUGUAGAGAGAAGAUCAAGUCUUUGUCAUUAGAUGCACAUAAUUGGAUUGAACAUAACUUGAAGCCUCAAUUCGAGCAUCGAUGGGCAUUAUGUAAGGAUGAGGGUGUGCGGUUUUGCAUGAUGAUAACUAAUUGCUCCGAGAGAUUUAACGGUGUUCUUAAAGGAGCACGAGCUAUGCCAAUACAAUCAUUGGUUGCAAGAACGUUCUAUAGGCUAAACUCAUACUUCAACAAAAGGCGUGAGGACGGUGUAGACUGGACAACGUGUUACAUACCAAAGAAUGAGUCUAUUUUGCAUAGAAGAAUUGAGGCGGCAAGAUUAUGUCAAAUUAUUGUAUUCAAUGAUAAUGAAUGGCAGGUACAGGAUUAUGACGUUAUCUAUACCGUUAAACUGUUUGAUGUUGAUUGUACUUGCACAUGUAACAUACCACAACUUCAAAAAAUACCUUGUGCACAUGUUCUUGCGACUUCCUCUAAUCAGCCGGGUGGUGCGAGAAUUCCAUAUAAUCGGUAUUGUUCGCCAUGGUAUUCAACAAUUCAUUACCGAAAGACAUACAGUGAGAGUUUUCAUCCACCCGAUGAUAGUCGGUAUUGGCCCGAAUAUACUGGACCACGACUAAUUCCACCUCAAUACAAGAGACAAGCAGGUCGACCACAAUAUGUACGAAUUAGGGGAACCAUGGAUCAAGGACGAGAAGGAAUUAUCAAGCAUAAAAAAUGUAGUCUUUACAAACAACCGGGACAUACUCGACCUCGUUGUCCAGCUAGACUCAAUAGAUAA